Seriola dumerili (greater amberjack) is the source of this 1860-nucleotide messenger RNA. It is a transcript of the gene pemt, whose product is annotated as phosphatidylethanolamine N-methyltransferase. Gene Ontology annotation, molecular function: phosphatidylethanolamine N-methyltransferase activity. Lineage: Eukaryota; Metazoa; Chordata; Actinopteri; Carangiformes; Carangidae. Bases 145 to 858 code for a protein of 237 amino acids. Gene Ontology annotation, biological process: phosphatidylcholine biosynthetic process. The record is from RefSeq and is a predicted model, not a curated record. The transcript is spliced from 7 exons.
UGGACGUGUGUAGGUUCUCCGCAGCAAACGCGCCCCAUCUUUCACUAACAAACAAGAACUUUGCACUUAAUGUUGCGCAAUAUUCGCUCUCUUGCACAGACAUAGGUGGGUGCUGGUGGUCCGCCACUGUUCACUCGGUUGUGCAUGAGCGACUGCGACACGGCCGCUGUGCGGAACAAUAAUCCCGCUACAAACAGUCACCGUGUGCCGCUGGACUGCUGCGGAGGACUCAACAACGUGGACUACUCCAAGAUGGACUUGACGCUGAUGGAAGAACUACGAAAACACGUCGACUUUCGCGACUCCAGCUUUUGCAUCGCUGUGAUCGCCAUCGUUUUCAACCCUCUCUUCUGGAAUGUGGUCGCGAGAUGGGAACAUCGUACGCGGACGAUCUCCAGGUUCUUUGGUGGCCCUCACCUGGCGUGUUACUGCCUGGGCUUCGUCAUCGUUUUGCUCAACGUCUACCGCAGCCACAGUGUGACAGUGGCAAUGAAGGCACAAGCCAGGUGGGACGUGAUGGACGGGACGGGCGUCUUCUACACUGGGGUAGCUCUCAUGGUGCUGGGAACCUUACUGGUGGUCAGCAGCUUCCUCGCUCUGGGAUUCACUGGAACCUUCCUAGGUGAUUACUUUGGCAUCCUGAUGGAUGAGAAGGUGUCGGGUUUUCCCUUCAACAUCACAGAGAACCCGAUGUACUGGGGCAGCACUGCCAACUACCUCGGCCUGGCACUCAUUGGUGCCUCUCCUGUUGGACUUGUCCUGACUGCCAUAGUGGCUGUGGCUUACAAGGUGGCGUUAAGAUUUGAGGGACCAUUCACUGAACAGAUCUAUCAGGAGAGGAGUCAGCGCAGCAAAUAGUGGUUUCCCAGACACUUCCUGCUCCUUGUGUGGCCGAGGAUUCCCAUCCUGUCAUGCGAACAGACAGAUGGACUGAUCGACGGACAGAUUUUUCAACCGUCGUGAUCACUAAUCCACCUCCAGCGUGGAUACAAAGGAAACGCUUACACUGCAGCUCCAAGUGUUCCUCCUCUAAUUAAGUUUAAACUCUCCUACUGAAUGUUGAGGCUUUUUAAAGUAUUUCUGAUAAAGUGUGUCACAUGUGGAUAAUGUAUUAGGCUAAGUCGAGUUAGGUUAAAGGAUUAGUUUGAUAUUUUAGACAUGACAAUAUUGAUAUCACUCUUAUAUCUGAAAGGGGAAGCUGACCAAUUUUAGGCACCAAAGUCUGUUCUACUGUACUAUGUGAAAUAUGUUGCCUUUUGUGUCUCCAGACAGAGCUGUUUGAAACUCCUUUCCUGGUGUAUUACUAUGUGAACACAAACAGUAUUUUGACCUACAGACACUGUUAUUUUUGACAUGUAGUGGUGUAAAUGUCUCCAUUUAAAGGUAUCGGCAAGAUGUUAGCAAAGACUGAAAGCACAGAGAAGCAGCUAAUAUUUUGUUUUUCACAAGUUCAUCACUGCCACAAGUUCUCAAUUGAUUACGAACGCUGCAACAUAUAUAUAUUCAUCACAAGUCCUCCUACCUAAACAACCAUAUGGGUCUUUUUUUUUGUUUUUUUCAACAUCCUGACACAACCCUGAAGUAGUGCCCCUACAGGCAGCAUGCCUACCUGACCUCGGUUGUCAUGGUUACCACAAUAAAUACACGAGUGUAACAGGACCGUGAUGGUCCUGGCUUGGUUAGGUUUAGGGUAAGAUCGUGAUUUGGGUUAAAAUAUGUACUUCCUCAAUAUUAGACAAUCUUUGUUGUCGUGGUUACAAUGAUAAAAUGUGGUUAACUUUGUAAAACGCUCAUGGAUAAUAGAAACAACAUAAACUGCUGGUUUCACAUGGGAGUCGAGCAGCGCUCUCCUGUGUCAUG